AUUAUAUCCUCUGUUUCUUCUUCCCAUUUUUCUCUGUUUUUUCCCCUUCUUUUCUACUUCAGCGAUCCAUAAAGAUUCAACUCUUAUUGCUUAAUCCGACAAGAAACCUCGAUUUCAAUUUCCGUGAUCUCUCUAAUGGGUAAUUGUUUGGAUUCUCCUGCACGAGUAGAUAACAGAGAAAGCUCUUUUGGAGAGUCAUCGAGAAUGACCACUAAACCGAGUAAACCAUCUCGCCUUUCAAGCCUUGCAAUACCAUCUUACAGCAACAGAAGCUUCACUAGUUCAUGGUCAGAACAGACACCAAGAAGUGAAGGAGAGCUCUUACCUUCUCCAACACUAAAGGCCUUUACAUUCAACGAGCUCAAAAUCGCUACUAGAAACUUCAAACCCAACAGUCUUAUCGGAGAAGGAGGUUUUGGUUAUGUCUAUAAAGGUUGGAUAGGUGAACAGUCGCUAUCACCUUCGAAGCCAGGGUCUGGAGGCGCAGAUCCAAUUCCGUGGAAGACAAGGAUGAAAGUUGCAAUAAGUGCAGCUAGAGGACUUGCUUUCCUCCACGAAGCUAAAGUCAUAUACCGAGACUUCAAGGCUUCUAAUAUUCUACUUGAUUCGGAGUUCAAUGCAAAGCUAUCUGAUUUCGGAUUGGCAAAGGCAGGACCAACAGGAGAUAGAACCCAUGUGACAACUCAAGUGAUGGGCACUCAAGGCUACGCAGCUCCUGAAUACAUAGCAACGGGCAGGUUAACCGCAAAGAGCGAUGUCUAUAGCUUUGGAGUGGUGCUGCUCGAAAUACUUUCGGGACGUCCCACGGUAGACAAAUCGAAACUAGGAGUGGAACAGAAUCUGGUGGAUUGGGCAAUACCUUAUUUGGUGGACAGAAGAAAAGUGUUUAGAAUAAUGGACACAAAGCUUGGAGGGCAGUACCCUCACAAAGGGGCUUGCGCAGCAGCCAACAUUGCAUUGCGGUGUCUAAAUACUGAAGCUAAGCUGAGACCGGAUAUGUCUGAUGUAUUGUCUACUUUACAACAGCUUGAGACUUUGACAAAGAAGGGCGCUACUCCAAACGCAAUCAUGUCUCCUUCAUCUAUGUUGGAGACUCGGAGAAUUGCAUGAGAUCUCUGUGUUUUAUGUGAAAGAAAUUUAGCGAUCCUUUUUGAGUCUGUUAUAUAUACUUUUGCGAGAUCAUAGGUCAGGUUGAAAAAGUAGACACAUAUAUAUAUAGUGUAUAUAUAUAUUUAUGGAAAAUUUUAUAAUAGGAUUUAUAUGAUCGAUGAACAUUUAUAAAAUAGACGAGUUUACAAUAUGUCAAUAUACAGCAAAGCUAUGCUUUAACGG
Messenger RNA from Thlaspi arvense, 1332 nucleotides. The record is from the annotation of a GenBank genome assembly. NCBI's taxonomy places the organism in Eukaryota, Viridiplantae, Streptophyta, Magnoliopsida, Brassicales, Brassicaceae.